Messenger RNA from Caenorhabditis elegans, 1130 nucleotides. It is a transcript of the gene slc-25A10, whose product is annotated as Mitochondrial dicarboxylate carrier. The record is from RefSeq and is marked reviewed. The coding region runs from base 9 to 881 and encodes 290 amino acids. Lineage: Eukaryota; Metazoa; Nematoda; Chromadorea; Rhabditida; Rhabditidae. The transcript has 7 exons.
GUUUUAUAAUGGCCGAAGACAAAACCAAACGACUUGGACGAUGGUAUUUUGGAGGAGUGGCUGGAGCCAUGGCCGCUUGCUGCACUCACCCCCUUGAUCUCUUGAAGGUUCAACUUCAAACUCAGCAACAAGGAAAACUGACGAUUGGCCAACUUUCACUUAAAAUCUACAAGAACGACGGAAUCCUUGCGUUCUACAACGGAGUAUCUGCAUCGGUUCUCCGUCAGCUCACUUAUUCGACUACUAGAUUUGGAAUUUAUGAAACUGUAAAGAAGCAACUCCCCCAAGAUCAACCAUUGCCCUUCUACCAAAAGGCGCUUCUCGCCGGUUUUGCUGGAGCAUGCGGUGGAAUGGUUGGAACACCUGGAGAUUUGGUUAACGUUAGAAUGCAGAACGAUUCUAAGCUUCCCCUAGAACAGCGCAGAAACUACAAACACGCUUUGGACGGAUUGGUGAGGAUUACUAGAGAAGAGGGAUUCAUGAAGAUGUUCAAUGGAGCUACUAUGGCGACAUCUCGUGCUAUUCUCAUGACCAUUGGUCAGUUGUCAUUCUAUGAUCAAAUUAAGCAGACUCUUAUCUCUUCUGGAGUUGCCGAGGACAACCUACAAACUCACUUUGCCAGUUCGAUCAGUGCGGCUAGUGUGGCUACUGUCAUGACUCAACCAUUGGACGUGAUGAAGACCAGAAUGAUGAACGCCGCCCCUGGCGAGUUUAAGGGAAUUCUCGACUGCUUCAUGUUCACCGCCAAGCUCGGUCCAAUGGGCUUCUUUAAGGGAUUCAUUCCGGCUUGGGCUCGUCUUGCCCCACACACCGUUCUUACAUUCAUCUUUUUCGAGCAGCUCCGAUUGAAAUUUGGAUAUGCUCCACCAGUAAAAGCUUAAAUGUUUCCCGAAAAAAUUAGAUGUUUCCAUUAUAUUUUAUAUGUAGAAUACUUUUGUGUAGAGAUUUCAAUUAUUUGAAUCAAAAUGUUUGAACUUUUGUAUUAGGAAGAUCUGAUCCUCCCGUGUUCUCUUUAUACAAUUUAUAUAUUUUAAUGUGUUUUGUAUUUUUGAUCUAUUCCCUUGCCAUUGCUGUAAUAACCAUUUGCAUUUCUGAACAACACUAGUCAAUAAACACCGAAUUGUAUUUUG